Molecule: messenger RNA, 1619 nt
Organism: Neoarius graeffei (lesser salmon catfish)
Lineage: Eukaryota; Metazoa; Chordata; Actinopteri; Siluriformes; Ariidae
Gene: dusp22a
Product: dual specificity phosphatase 22a
Exons: 7
Coding region: 268-888 (206 amino acids)
Biological process (GO): transforming growth factor beta receptor signaling pathway; regulation of cell population proliferation; protein dephosphorylation
Cellular component (GO): cytosol
Molecular function (GO): protein tyrosine/serine/threonine phosphatase activity
Source: RefSeq, a predicted model, not a curated record
UACGGAAGCAUUUUUUUUUUUAAAAGCAGCUCUACAAAAUUAGACUUGCAGAACACUUUGACUUUAGGAUUUUUCAGGCCUGUGGUUCACCAGGAACAACAUUUUAACUGAGCAGUAGAGCCUUUUCCCUUCUACAGUUGUUCCAUGUAGCCAAAAUCCUGAAGUGAAAACGAGUGCUUUAGUCAGUAAGGGUGCUGUUGCUAAGCUAUGCUAGCUUUCAUGAUCAGCAAAUAAUUCUUCAUGUAAACAAAAUCCUCCUCCAAAACCAUGGGGAACGGAAUGAGCAAGGUUAUUGACGGUCUCUAUUUGGGAAAUAUAAGAGACUCAGAGAACCGAGAAAGUCUGUCUCAGAAUGGGAUCACGCACAUCCUCUCUGUGUACAACAACGCCAAACCGGUACUCGAGGACAUGACGUACCUCUGUAUUCAUGCAGCAGAUGCCUCUAAUCAAAACUUGUCACAGCAUUUUAAAGAGUGCAUCUGCUUCAUCCAUGAGUGUCGGCUUAACGGAGGGGCGUGUCUGGUUCACUGUCUCGCCGGAGUGUCGCGCAGUACCACCAUGGUGGUGGCCUACCUAAUGACCGUCACCACCUACAGCUGGGAGGAGUGUUUGUCUGCUAUUAAGGCUGUGCGAUCAUUUGUGGGUCCUAACUGUGGCUUCCAACAGCAGCUCCAGCAGUUCCAGAGGACACAAGUUUCAGAGUAUCGUGCUUGGCUCCGGACCAGCUACAGGCCCAACCCGUUUAAAGACCAGGAGCAGGUUUCGGCUUUACUCGUCCUCUAUGCAGAGAAGCAGGCGCAGGAGCAGCGGAGACGAGGAGACCAGGACUGGAUGAACCAGGCUUCUGGUGGUGUUUACGCUCUGCCUUAUAGCCGCUGUAAUAGAUGAGUGAUCUCUGUAGCUGCGUUAAAAAUGACUGCUGCUCACCUGUAAAAGAGUAUACACUACGCAAUAUCACUUUCACUGCUCUUCAGACUUUUAGGUUAGUGUGUCUGAAUUAAAUCAUAGCCAAACUCUUGAAUGUAUCAUCACUCCACUUCCAGUCAGCACAAAUAUACAGUAAAAAGCAGUUUAGUGGCUGCAGUGAUCACACUGAAAUCACUCUUUCUUAGGAAAGCACCUGUACGGAUCACUGCAGUGAAGUCUGCGUUCAUCAUCAAGUUGGUUUCCUCGUCUUUUUGUUGUUGUUGUUGUUGUUGUAUUUUUUUUAAUAAAUGUACACAGAUUACCCAGCCAUUACAAAGUUGUGAUUUUUUUUUUCAAUAAAAGUGAUCAGAUUACCUGUAUAAUGGGCAAGUUGUAUUUUUGCCUUUAAAAAAAUUAAUUAAUUACCCAUCAGGUUACAAGACGUUAAUUUAUCAAUUUUCAAGGAGUCAUUUUUCUUUUUUUUCCUGUGAAAUAAAAAAUGGUCUAAACUACCCGACCACUGGACAUUUUUACUUUUUUUUUAAUCACCUCUCAGAUUCCCCACACACUAGACAAUAAGUUGUAUAUUUUUAUUUGUAUUUAUUUUUCUGUUCAAUAAAAGUGGUCACAUUACCCAUCACCCAUCUGCUAGACACACUGUAUUUUUUAUUUACUUAUUUUUUUCCCUUUUAAAUAAAAGUAAUCAGAUUACA